Lodderomyces parapsilosis is the source of this 612-nucleotide messenger RNA. Its product is annotated as L-methionine (R)-S-oxide reductase. The record is from RefSeq and is a predicted model, not a curated record. NCBI's taxonomy places the organism in Eukaryota, Fungi, Ascomycota, Pichiomycetes, Serinales, Debaryomycetaceae. The coding region runs from base 1 to 612 and encodes 203 amino acids. Gene Ontology annotation, molecular function: L-methionine (R)-S-oxide reductase activity; protein binding. Gene Ontology annotation, cellular component: cytosol. The transcript has a single exon.
AUGGUGCACCACGCUGACUAUACCAACUUUUCGAAUUCGUCUUCAUCCAGUUCUAAACGAGAAACGCUUCAACAGGUUCUUGAUGCAUAUACUGCUCUCGAAACUCCGUACUUGAUCUCCAACUUAUCUAACUGCGCAUCACUCUUAUGGCAUGCAUAUCAUUCACUUGGUAUUAAUGUGAACUGGUCUGGGUUCUACAUUGAUCAUCAAUAUCAAAUCAGCAAUGUCAAAAUCGGCAACGACCAUAACUCCAUUGAAACUGAAGGUACGUCUUCCACCCCAAAGCUACUCAUUCUAGGUCCAUUUCAUGGAAAAGUUGCAUGCCAAUCAAUACAGUGGGGUAAGGGGGUUUGCGGAACUGCGGCAUCGACAGCUGAAACUCAAGUUGUACCUAAUAUUGAUGAGUUCCCUGGUCAUAUAGCAUGCGAUGGUGAAACAAAGUCAGAGAUUGUUGUACCUAUCAAAGUCAACAUGCCUGAGUCUGUUGAGAAGACGCUGUCGUCAGUGGUGGUGGGAGUCAUUGAUUUGGAUUGCUUGGAUCUUAACGGGUUUGACGACAUUGAUAAAGAGUAUUUAGAACAAUUGGCCAAAUUACUAAGCAAGAGUUUCUAA